This is a messenger RNA of Peniophora sp. CBMAI 1063, 1593 nucleotides long. The record is from the annotation of a GenBank genome assembly. NCBI's taxonomy places the organism in Eukaryota, Fungi, Basidiomycota, Agaricomycetes, Russulales, Peniophoraceae.
AUGUCAGAUCACGAACGAACGGCCGAGUCGCCCGCGAACUCGUUCAACGGAGAGAAAGGGAGGAUUACUCAGGUUGAACAAUCAGAAGAUGUCUACGCCGCGGAGCUCGAUACCUCCGGAGUGGAUGAGCGGAAGCUCAUGCGCAAGGUGGACUUGCGCCUCAUUCCCUGGCUAUCGCUGCUCUAUCUACUCAGCUUCCUGGACCGCACCAGCAUAGGGAACGCAAAAUUGUACGGUCUAGAAGGAGAUCUUCACAUAACCGACAAUCAGUACCUCCUCACUCUGACUAUAUUCUUCUUCCCAUAUGCUGUCUUCGAGGUACCGUCAAAUGUCUUCUUGAAGCGCCUACGCCCCUCGAUUUGGCUUUCGUUGCUCAUGCUGCUGUGGGGGAUCAUGAUGACUGUCCAAGGUCUCGUGCAUAACUACGGCGGGCUCUUGGGAAUGCGAUGGAUGCUGGGUAUGAUGGAAGCUGGGUUGUUCCCCGGAGUCAACUACUACCUAUCCUGUUGGUACAAACGCUCCGAGUUCGGCAUUCGAGCCGCUAUCUUCUUCUCCGCCGCCUCCGUCUCCGGAGCAUUCGGAGGUCUUCUUGCUGCCGCGAUAGCGAAUAUGGACGGCAUUGGAGGUAAACCCGCUUGGGCGUGGAUAUUCAUUCUCGAGGGACUUGCGACUGUUAUCGCUGGGGCAGUAUCCUUCUGGAUUAUCGAGGACUUCCCUGACAGCGCGAAGUUUCUGUCAGCAGCAGAGCGCGCAGUCGUUGUUCGACGGCUACAGAGCGACGACCAAUACUCUGCAGCUGGUGAACGUCUGCAGUUCCGCAACUUGUGGCGAAGCAUCUUGGAUCUGAAGACGUGGUUCGGAAUGAUGGUCUACGUCGGCAGCGACAUGCCACUCUACGCCUUCUCGCUCUUCUUGCCGAGCAUCAUCAGCCAACUGGGCUACAAGUCCACCGCAGCGAACUUGCUAACGGUGCCCGUUUACGCCUUCGCGUGUAUCGUCACUUGCAUUGUCGGCUUUCUGGCUGACCGUUGGGGCAAUCGCGGUCUAUUCAACAUUGGAUUCCUCUGCAUCGGCGCGGCCGGUUAUAUCAUGCUCAUCGCCUCAGAGAGUGCAGUGCUAUCCUACGUGGCGGUCUACCUGGCAACGUGUGGGAUCUAUCCUCUUAUUCCCAACACCAUCGCCUGGGUAUCUAAUAACGUCGAAGGCUCCUACAAACGUAGUGUCGCGAUCGCCAUGGUCAUCAGCUUUGGCAAUAUCAACGGCGCUGUCAGCUCUAACGUGUAUCGAGCCAAGGAUCAGCCGUGGUAUCACUUCGGACAUGGCAUGGUCCUCCUCUACAUCGGGUUGGGUUUCAUCUUCUCAGUUCUCAACUACUUCUACUUGCGCCGUGAAAACGCGGCCCGUAAUCGGGGAGAGCGCGACGAGGUAAUCGAUUCUGAACCGGAGUAUACAGCCGGCAUCGGCAUCUCACGGGAGAAGGAAGGAGAAGAGGAUAGGGAUGCAAGGGCACUCAAGAACGGCAGGUUUGCUACUGUAGCCGAUGCGAAGAGGGACAAGGGAGACGCGUGGAGUGGUUAUCGCUACACGUUAUGA